Cuscuta europaea is the source of this 7536-nucleotide messenger RNA. The record is from the annotation of a GenBank genome assembly. NCBI's taxonomy places the organism in Eukaryota, Viridiplantae, Streptophyta, Magnoliopsida, Solanales, Convolvulaceae.
CUCGGGUUGAAACAAAAAGUAAAACAUUCGCCAGAGGCCAUAUCAAUUCACACAGCGCUUACUCGUAGCCGGGGCUUCUUACGUUGGAAUUUGCCUUCCGUUCACAUGGUGUGUCACUAUCCUCUGUGCCCUGUUUCCUUUGUAUUUCGAUGCGUGAUCGCUUAGUGUGUUCCUGAUACCUGUUCCACAAGUUCGUUGCUUGAUCAUUUAAUCGGUUGUUACCAGAGGAAACAAUGAAUAAAUUCGGAAUUUCUGAGAAUGAGUUGCCGGACUUCUUUUCUAUGUUGCCUGAAUCACUUAUUCAUCACAUAUUGUCAUUCCUUCCGUUCAUGGAUAUCGUCCGUACUUCAGUCUUGUCUAAGAUGUGGACUCGCAUUUGGUUCAAUUACCCUAACGUCGAUUUGUUUGUGCAUGAGGAGAGUUACAUGGAUACACUACAUCGACGCUCUUUCAUAGAUCACAUUAAAUCAGUCAUGGAUCAAUGCAUUCUUCGGAAAGCUUGCAUACAUAAGUUGCAGUUAAAAGUUUAUGCUGAUAACCUGGAGGAGUUGGCCCCCAUUAUGGACCAGUGGUUGAAGGCUGCAAUUGAGAGGAAUGUCUCUGAGCUAGUGAUUGAGAUGAAUUUUAGGCCAACCACUUACUAUAAUAUUCCGAAGGAAGUAUUUGUCUCUAAUUCACUAAAGGUCUUAGAGCUUCAUGGCUGCAAGUUUGAGGAUAGAUUUUCCUGCACUAAUCUUCCACAUCUACAGAAGCUCAAAACCAUGCAGUGCCUGUUUGCCGGUGAGAACGUCUUAUCCAAGAUUUUAUGUGGCUGUCCUGAGUUGGAGUAUCUGCAAGCUUUAGCUUCUGAGGGCAUGAGAAGUUUUCACUCGGUUUCAUGUAAUCCUAGAUUGAAAUAUAUUCACAUCGGGUAUCAUAAAGAGAUCAAGACAAUUAAGAUCUUUGUACCCAGUCUUGAAACGCUAAAAUGUUAUUUUGCGUAUUCAUGUUCCCUUGACUUGGCUAGUUGCACUCUUCUCAAACAUUUGGAAAUAAACCGAGCUAUCCUCUCUUCUGAUUAUGUCCCUAUUCAGGAUCUUUUAUCUAACCUUCUCCAAAUUGAAGAAUUGCAUUUGUCAAACUGUAAAUCGGCUGACAAAAUUCAAAUCUCAAGUUCAUGCCUCAAGAGACUUGUCAUGACCGAGUUACUCAAAAGCUUUCCUGGUGCUGAACUUGACAUCCCAAAUUUACUUAGUUUAGACUUCUUUUCUAUGGGUGAAUGUAAUACAAAUAACCGGUUCAGUUCUUGGAAUGUUCCCAAGUUAGAAGAAAUUCACAUGAUGUUUUCUGUUAAAAGGUUUCAGAGUGCUUGCAGGUGUGGACUGAAGGGGUUCCUUAUGCAGUUACAAAAUUUUGAAGAUGUGAAAUUGAUUAUAGAGUGCAGAGGUGAACAGGUAAGUCUCAAUGACUUUAUAAGUUUUUACUUCACAUACAUUGCUACCUGAAGUUGCAUAAUGUUUUUUACUGAGCAUACCAGUUUUCUUUUUCUUCUUAAAGCAGCAUGCCACCCAUGUGAGUAUAACUCUUUAGGAUCUUGUGGAAUAUUUUCUGCCUUCAUUUUAUCAUGUCAAAAGUCUCAUUACACCCUUUUGUUUAGCCCAAAGAACAACUAUGCUCAUUGAGUAACAAAGUAUUCAUGUAAUCUGAUAUCCCUUCAACACUGUCUACAAAAACCUAACGAAAAUGGAAAUUAUGCCUUUACACAACUUUUAAAGUCUUUCAGCUUCUCUGACUCAAACACGCCCCCUUUUCAUCGCUCAACUCAAUUAACAAUCUUCUUUUUAUCUCUCACGCUGCCUCCUACUAGAUCUCAUAUCUAUCUUCUGUUGUCUCAUCUAACAAUGGUAUUCGUUGGGCACUUAAAAGAAUCCUUCUAAUCUGAUCUGACUUUUUCUGAUAUGAUCUGAAUAAAAUAAGAAUAAGCAAUAAGCAAUGAGAAUAAGACGAACAGAACAACUCCUUAGUUGGAACCGUCACAACUUUUAACAUUCCUAGGUUAUAGCUUUUUCUUUUUAAUCUGAAUAGAGAAGGUUGUUCAGUUUGCUGGACAACUUUAAUUUACUGUAUUCUUUUCUUGCUGAGGUUCUGGUCAUCUGUGUAAGACUCAUCAACAUACAGGAAAAUUGUGACGCAUAUAAUUAUACAUGCAAGGUUUACUGUAACAUUUUGUAGUGGUUCAAUGGUUGUAAGUGACGCUCAUCCAGCUAAUGCACACGAUAGAAAGGUAUUCAAACAAAGAUCAGUUGAAUAUGGGAGAUCUAUCUUUGGCGCCAUAUUCUGACUAUCCAUAGUUGGAAGUGAGAAGUCUAUCCUUCUUUAAUAAGGCUGAGAACUUGAGCCCAAUACUUAUUUGGCCGGCUGUAGGUGGUAAUUGAUCAGUUGAAUAUGGGAGAUGCAUUUGGCGCCAUGGCAGGCUGGUUCUUUUUUAUCAUCUUGCCCCUACUUCCUCUUCCUAAUCAGCCAUUCGGGUUGCUUCUCGUCAUUCUUCGCCAUGGCAGGCGGAGGCCAUGAAAGGACUGCUUUAUCCAUGUCCCAAACAUUAACCUAGAUUAAGUUCAGUUCCUCCAUGUCCAAACAAGAUAAUCUUUCGUUUCCUCAAGGGGGUGUUUUUGGACUGCUUAAGAAAUUUUGAGGUUAGAUGAAAAUGUUGUUACUUAUGAGGCUUAGGCUAUGUUCCCCUGGACUUAUUUCGACCGAGACACACUGCAUCAGACUUGAACACCAUGAUACAAUAUGUAGAAUAUUAUGUUAUGAUAUCUUAUUAUAAUGAUCUAUUCAUUUGGACUAGAAUUUUCUUGUCUAGUCUGGCUUACACUAGCCUGAUUUCUCUAAGCCUUGUAUGAUAUGGUCCCUUAAGUUCUUCUAUUUCGGUCUACUCUAGUUAUAUUUGGCCCUUGUUUGGUAAAUGGUUUAUCUGCCAAUUUUUGGCUCCUUGACCACAAAUUUAAAUGGUUUAAUGAUUUGGACUUUGUAAACAACCAAAUUUAAAUAUUUAAUGUUUGGUAAAUAGAUGGUUGAUUUAGCUUAUUGGAUUCAAAAAGCCGUAAUUUUAAAUGCUAGAGCAGGAAGCGUUUACCAUUGGCGUUUCCUUUUUUUCCCUUCGUGUCCUCCCUGAUUAAUGCACGUCACCUCCUUUAAUUAUUUCUGUUUUUUUUCUCUUCAUUGUGCCUGUCCUUAAGAAAUUCUUCCACGGGCUUCUGCAAAUUCUUCAUCAAAGUUUGUAUUCUUCGGCUAUCUAGAAAUAGGGAGCUAUGCAUUUAUAUGAAUUUGUAUUCGUUUCUAGUUUUUUUCUAUUUUAGUUCCAAAGCUGCUUACUCUGUUUGUUCCCCAGGCUUCUUCUUCUAUAUGUUUAUAUAGUGGCAUACAAAUUCCUAGGUAUGUGUUUAUAUACGGAGUAUAUGAUUUAUUCCACCUCUCGUUCUGUCUAUGAAGUCAACUAAACCCAUCCCCAGUUCCCAUAAUGGAAAUCAACAAAAUGCAUUUGAAGGCGGACAUCCUUGAACUCCGGAGGCUCCAUCAAUGUUAGGGACCGGGCCUAUAGAUACUAAGAAUAAAGGACCGGGCCUAUUAGAGUAUUAAUAAGAAUAAAGUGUACAAGUUUAGUAUAAAUAGAAGAUAGCAGGGGAGAUUUAGUAGGCUGUUUAGACUUUAUCAUUCUGGGACUUGGGAAGAUCGAGAGCUAUUCUCUUUCUUUUGGGGGGCUUCGGCUCAACUGGGGGCUUCGGCCAUUUGUUAUGAUUACUGUUCUUCUUCUCUAAUAAAAUUGUAGUUAGUUUUCUUGAAUCUUCUUCUAUAAUCUUUUGUAUUACUGUACAUCCUUAUCAUUGGUAUCAGAGACUGGUUGUAGUUGUGAAUGGUUGGCACGAGGAAGAAAAUGGAAGGCAGGAUGACAGAAAUGGAACGGAACGUCGAGUGAGGUCAGCGGGAAUUAGGUGCGAAGAUCGAUACGAAGUACGAAGAAUUGCUGGCGAUGAUGCAAGCUGGAUUUGCCGAGUUGAAAAUUCAAAAAACGGAUCGAUCAAGAAGUAGGUCGCAUCGAUCAUCUGCGUCACAUCGAUCAUCUGCCUCGCAUCACACAUCUACAUCGCAUCACACUUCUCACCAUCAUCGAUCACCUCACCAUCAUCGUCCGCGACAAUCGUCAAGUUCAGAGGGAUCGGAAAACAAUUCUGACUAUUCUCCUCCACGUCGACAUCAACACCGCCAUCAUCACAGGGAACGUCAUCCUCAUCAUACAGGUAGAAAGAUCGACUUACCUAUUUUUAAUGGAGAAGAUGCUUCUGGAUGGUUGGUUAGAAUGAACCGAUAUUUUCGCUUGAAUCAAACUGAAGAGGAACAGAAAAUUGAUGUCGUUGUAGUGGCCAUGGAGGACCAAGCUCUCAGCUGGUUUCAGUGGUGGGAGAGACAGGCUACGCAUCAAAACUGGGACUCUUUUACUCAAGCUUUGACCAAGCGAUUUCAACCUGAUAUGGUACAGGAUCCACUAGGGCCUCUGUUUAGCCUGAAGCAAUAGGGGACAAUUCAGGAAUACCGAAAUAAAUAUUAAAAGGCUAUCGCUUCACAAGGCCACUUAACUGAAGAAGUCUUGAGAGGAGCCUUUCUUAAGGGGUUGAAAAGAGAUAUAAGAGCAGAAUUGAAGUUACAUCGAACUAGGACGUUGGCAGAAGUUAUGGAUACUGCAUCCGCGAUUGAGAACAAGAAUUCUGAAACUUUCUUUGUGAAAAAUAAGGAUGAAGGAAGGAGGAAAUGGAAGACUACUCCUAUCAUCCAAUCUUCAGGCCAGAAAUGGGGAGAUGAAAGCAGGAAAGAAGGUCCAAGCUGCGUAUGUAAUGAGGCAAGUCCCAGACUAUCCCAAGAAGAACUAUUAAACAGAAGCAAGAAAGGACUCUGUUUUAAAUGUGGUGAAAAUUGGGGAAGAGGACAUGUCUGCAAGAUGAGGAACUAUAAAAUGAUCCUAGUGGAGAAUUCAGAGGGUGAAGCUGAUUCUGAAGUUGAAUUACUGGAAUCUGGCAGGGAUAAGACCACACCUCUAGCAUUGAAGACCAUGCAGUUUUCUUUAAGUGAUGAGAUAGACAUAACCCCUGUGAAAACAUUUAAGGUGACAGGUAAACUGAGAUGGCAUGAAGGUGAAAACACAGUAAAUGUACUCAUUGAUGGAGGUGCUACACACAAUUUUAUGUCACUAAGCUUGGUGGAAAAGUGGAGGAUUCCUUAUACUCCUUUUCAGGGAAAUAGGGUGCAGUUAGGGAAUGGAGAAUGUAUUCAAAUCUGUGGCAGGUGUGCAGAUGUAGAUCUGAAUGUGCAAGGAAUUAGUAUUCACCAAACUUAUUACUUAUUGGAGCUGGGGAGCACGGAUUUAGUCUUGGGAAUGGACUGGCUAACAAGAUUGGGAGACACGGAGAUUAACUUCCAAAGUCAGACCUUCAAAUGGGAAGUACAAGAGCAGAAGGUGAUUUUACAAGGAGAUGAAUCAUCAAGUGAACAGGAUGUUGAAGGAAGAAGUGUUCAUACUGUUCAAAAGCAUGAAGUAGUUGUCCCCUAUAUUGCAGCAGGCCGCACCUGGGUCUUCCAAAAAUCUGCAGGAAUCAAAGUUUUGGAUCAAAUUUUCUGGCCUUUGUGGAACUAUGCUAUGAAUUACAUAGAGUGGAAGAUGGAAGUAGUAAAGCAAAAGAUCCAGAAGACAAAUCUGUAUUGGAGAGGGAGGGGUGCUAGGAUGAAAGAAAAGAAGAAAUUGGUGGCUGUGUCCUAUCACCCACCUUGAGGGCAAGGUGGAUGUUUAAGGGGGGAGUAUUGUUAGGGACCGGGCCUAUAGAUACUAAGAAUAAAGGACCGGGCCUAUUAGAGUAUUAAUAAGAAUAAAGUGUAUAAGUUUAGUAUAAAUAGGAAGAUAGCAGGGGAGAUUUAGUAGGCUGUUUAGACUUUAUCAUUCUGGAACUUGGGAAGAUCGAGAGCUAUUCACUUUCUUUUGGGGGGCUUCGACUCAACUGGGGGCUUCGGUCAUUUGUUACGAUUACUGUUCUUCUUCUUUAAUAAAAUUGCAGUUAGUUUUCUUGAAUCUUCUUCUAUAAUCUUCUGUAUUACUGUACAUCCUUAUCAAUCAACCUUUGGGUGAUUCAAUAUAACUGUUGUGAAAUUUAGAUUUGGAGCAUCUUUUUCUCUUAGGUCUUUUCAACUUUUUUUUUCCAAAAACUGGCCCUGUAUAGCUAGCGUAAAUUGUGCGUAGUAUAUAUUAAGGCUGUAUUGUUAUUUGCAACUGUGAUUUCAAUAGAGGUUAUUAACAUUCUGAUAAAAAAAUACACACAAUGAUUGGAAAGGUUUCCUGGGAAUCUGGGAUGGACUAGUAAUGUACGUUCACUAUUCCUAAAACUGUUAGUGUUGAGUUUGACCCAUUUCAUGCAUGUGACCGGAUGUUAUUAAUGUUUGUUAUUAAUGGACUAGUGAUGUACGUUCACUAUUCUUAUUAAUGUAUUGUGAAAAUUAUAUUCUAUUGACUGGCUAUUUUUUUAAUUUUUUUGAUCAUAUAUUUUUUUGAUCUAAUUAUUGUAAAGACUGAUGAUCACAGAUGAAUCUUACUCCGUAUUUAAUUUGGAAAUGGAAAAACAUUAUCUCAGCAUAUAGAUCGAGCAAGUAUAAGUCAAACUUGGAAAGAGCAUAAGUUACCCUUGAUGGCUAAACGCUUUCGCAAUUGAUUAUAUGGGAUCUAAUUAUGCAUGAGAAACUGCACGCAGUUUCCUUUUCUGCUCUGAAUAAAUUUUUAAAAAAGGCAAAGCCAGAAUUUUUGCUCAUAUCAUCCAGAAGAGAUGAUUCGUUCUUGGCUCGUAUGCUGGUUUCUGAAAAAGGCAAUGUUAGUCUAUCCAUGAUAUUUUCUUCUCGCAGAAGCAUAGAGUUGCUGCACAAAAAAUUGAGCAAUGCAUCAAUACUGAAGUGUUGGUAUAGGGAAUUGCAGCUGGUUUUUAUGGAGGACAUAGAGCAUGAAGUGGACUUUGAUGGGAAAUCCUUCAUGAAGACCCAUUCAACAGGUUACCACACUGCUCAAAUAAUCCUCGUCAGGUUACCCAUUCAACAUGAUCUGUUUAAUGUAGCAUGUGCUUGAAAAGCGCUAGACGAUGGCCCCUGGCCGGGCUUAAUUGGGCCUAGAUGGGCGCAGAACAAGAAAAAACCUCUAAUGCAGCGUGCUGCUUAUAUUCACAUUAAUCAGAUGAUACUUGCUAUCUGUAACACUGCACCAUGCAAUGACAAUCCUUCUAAAAGGCGUUGAGAUUCUUUACAUUCUCUCAAAAUUGUUAGUUUUUGAGGAUACCUGUUCUCUGAGGCCUUGGUUCUUUUCUAGAAUAAUUGAUUUACAUUAUCAAUCUUGUCACAAGAUAUUAGAGCCUCUCCGUUGUGUAUAGAAAGAUGGACAACCAUAUUUAAUAUGGACAUUAGCAUUGGAGGAGAUAUUUAUACCUUAAUCUUGUUUUGUUACGUGACAUUGCGUUUUCCAAUUAUCCAUAUCCC